AUGGGCGAGAACGGCCCAAAUCUGCUUCAGCAGAAAGUGACUGAACGAGCCCGUGAGCAGAGAGCGACACGCGAUGCAGCACUGGUGAACAAAUUCCACAAAACGGCCGGAUCCAACGUCAUCCAGAGGCGACACACUGGUACACAACCUGUCGUCAAAGUAAAUGACGAAGGAGCAAGUACAGGUUUUACGGCACGAAGCCUCAUUCAACAUAGCUGACGCCAAACCUGUCAACAUGAUUGCAGCAGUGGAAUCGGUCAUUAAUCAGACGGAAGCGGCGGAGGAGACGAAAACUUUACCCGACACCAAGUGUCGUCCCUCCUUAUGACUCACAAGCCGCACGAAAGACUUCCAAAGGUCGAACGCGAUUCACCAAGAAAACUCAAUGCCGACAAGGACAUCGUCAUCGUGCAUGCGGAAAAGGGCGUUCCACCGUCGUACUGGACAUAACAGACUAUCUUCAGAAGACUAAAAACCUACUGGAGGAUCGCCAGUUUUAUGUCUAUGUGAAACCAACCCCGUAAAGACGCUGACACGCGAAAUUAAUGCGGCACUGUUGGCACUGGAGAACUCUGGUGUAAUAACACCGACCGACCGACGCAUGGCGAGAGCCCGAGACCUUGGCCCGAUUCUUUGGUCUCCUCAAGGUGCACAAGCAGUUCGUUCCUCUCCGGCCCAUUGUAUCGCUGAAAGACACUCCAACGUGCGGACUGGCAAAAUGGCUGUUACGGCGCCUCAAAUUUCUGACCGCUGAUUUGGGCACCACCGUCUGUUCAUCAACAUAAUUACUGCAGAAGCAUAAAGAAGUGAGUCCCUUGUCAAAUGAGGUCAUGGUAUCUUUUGAUGUCACGUCCUUAUUUGCUAAAGUUUGAACCACCUGAGCUAAUAGGCCCCACCCGAAGCAGUAAGUUUAAUAAUUUAUUAAAAUGGUUAGCUACAUAUUCUGGUAUAAAAUCAAGAAUUCACCAAAUCUUAUAAAGUAAUCUGACUGCACAAUCAUAAUUGUGUAAUUAUAAAAUCGUAAAUCCACCAAAAGUUUAGGCAUUUGCAACAUGGAAAGUCGUCAAGGUAAUUGGCGAUAGAAUUUCCUCAAAAAAUUGAUGGCGUAGCGCAGAGAGAAAAGCCUACCUAAGAAAGUGUCUGUAUAGACAUCUUUGUCCAAAUUUGCUGCAUUGAAACGGAAGCGAUAGUAUCAGGACUUCUUCUUUCUACCGAAUAUAAAAUGGUACCCCUAUCUGUAGAUUGGGUACAAAAUUAACCAUUGUAAAAUGGUCGCCAACGAAAUAAAAUUAUAUUUAUUAAUCUCCUGUCGUAGGUGCAAAUUGAGCUGAGUUCGCCCAGUUUAUCACACUUUGGUUUGAAUGAAAGUACGAUCAGCAAAUCAUGAAUGUUAUAUCAGAGACUAGUUGUUCUCAAUUUAUACCUGCAUAUGUUAUGUGCAUCUCUAUGUUAAGACCAUUUUUAUAUUUCGGACUCGGUGAUUUGCCUCGAAAACCAAAGCCCAUAAUUUAGAAGCGCGCCAACAGAUUUACUGGGUUUUCUUUGUGUGGUCACAUGACAAACAAAUUGAAUGCCUGUUCUUAUUCUAAACCACAAUGAAUUUAUAUAAAUCCGAAACGGUAACAGUCUAUUACGUUUAUUAGCAUGUGGUGAUAAAUCAGCAGCAUCCUUUUUUCACAGCCUGGCGAGUGCUUUCGAAGAAAUUUUAGUGUUCUUUAAUCUCCAUCUAGGUAACGUGAUCCACCUUUCACAGUAUUAAAUAUAUGUUACAAAUGUGUGAUUUGAGGUCAUGAGCACACAUUUUUGACAUUUAAUCGGGAGGCGGAGAUAUAUUUCGCAUCCUCAUGGACCGCGGCCGAGGUUAAUCAAAUACGCCCACUUUAAAGUGCUACAAGCAUAUGCAGCGCUUACCCAACUGUGGAGCAUUACGGAUUUCUACAGGGGUUUUUAUAUCUCGCAGAAAGUAUCUUGAUGCGGAGUCCCCGGAACCAGUAAAAUCGGCGUUUCGUCAAGAAAGGUGUGUACAAUGCGAGCCAAAAUAUUAUUGCCUCCUUUUUAAUGAAUCGCCAUUACUUUACUCACGCAAAUUUACAGUAGAUGUACCUGGAGCACCCUCAGACGGUAGAUGUGCUAACUCAUGAAAUGUCCACCAAAAUUUCGAAAUGCGUUCUCGUUUCGAAAAGACAAAUUAACUAGUAUUGUAAAAAUAAGCAUAAUGUAGCAUAAGUCUAUCAUAAUCCAAUUACCUCAGGCUGUCGGCUUUCGAAAGAACUUAUUUGCGGCUGCAUGCAAGAUCUAUACUCUGCAAAAAAUGACUACUUAGAUAGCAUGCAAUUUUCUCAUUGAUUUUCGACGCCCUUGAAUAUGUAAUUAUAUUUCAUGGAAAACAUGCAUAAGAAUAUUCAUUCUUUUAAUUAUUCGGUAGAAAAUCACGUCUUCUUCCAAUUUCAUACUCGAAAAAGAGUAUAAUUUGGUUGUAAAAACUUUUCUAAUUCCCGAACAAUUUUGAACCCGACCUGCUCUUACACUUGCAUUCAGGGUUUCAAAACUACAAGCUGUUUAUUUUCUGCGUACGGAAAACCAGGAAUUUCUCUACGGUGUUAAGAGGAGACUACAUGAGGUUCAUAAAAUUAAGCAGUGGAUUUGAAAACUAUUGUUAACUUUAAAAGCCACAUUCGCAAAUGAAGAUACAUGAGGUUUCAUGAACGGCCAUUUAACGGUAUUAAAAAAUCUCACAGUUAGAAACUUUUUAAAAACCGAAUUAUACUCUUCUUUUGAGUAGAAAAUUGGAAGAAGACGUGAUUUUCUACCGAACAAAUAAUAGAAUAAUAAUUUUUAUGCAUGUUUUCCAUGAAAUAUAGUUUAGUUUUCAAGGGCAUCGACAAUCAAUGGGAAAAUUGCCUACUACUUAAGUAGUCAUUUUUUGCAGAGCAUAGAUCUUGCAUGCAGCCGAAAAUAAGUUCUUUCGAAAGCCCACACCCUGAGGUAACUGGAUCAUUAUAGAUUUAUGCUGCAUCAUGAUUAGUUUGACAACACUACUUAAUUUAUCUUUUCGAAACGAGAAUGCAUUUCGAAAUUUUGGUUGACAUUUCAUGAGUUAGCACAUCUACCGUCUGAGGGUGCUCCAGGUACUGGUUUGCCAAGGCUUUUAGCGCACCGUGCUAGUUUAAUGUGUAUAGGGAUGAAAAUGCGCUGAGCCAUCGACCUCACUCUCCCUUCAGAUUUUAGGGGUCCCAGCCACUGUCACGGUCCGGUUAGUUGAAAGGUGCGGGGAAUGGAUGCGGUGGGUGACGUAUUUAAUGACCUUGACUGCGUGCGCCACAUGCACGACCUGAUCCCCCAAACACAAGCACCAUGAUUUCACGCAAUGGGGGUAAAACGGAAUGUAUCUCACAUGCGUGAGCGUGCCAGAAAAUGACAUGAAGAAGGGGUCGCUUCAGUCUGGCUGUCAGUUCACUAGUCCGCCACUACGCUCAUACACAUACAACUGGGUUGAAUUCGUGGACUGAGUUGGGGCGUCAGUCAGCAGCCUUUCGAGCCGCAACGCCGUAUGUCGUUUUUUCCAACAGCCAUGCCGACCUAUAGAUACUUUACCAUAACCUACUCGAACAACAAGUACCCCCACAGAUUCCCAGCUGCGCAGUAUGUCACUUGAACACCAACGUCUUGCAAAUACACCAUAAGUCACCUGAACACCACAGCUCGACAAAUGCAGCACUCCCCGCUUAGACGCUACAAAUUAGUAAUUAUGAUGGGUCACCAACACGCAAUUGCCAGAAAGGGCUGCAAAAAAACAUCAUGAGGUCCGUAGUCGACUUCGCCUUGUAGUGUAUCCACAGAGAGGAAGACGCAGUUGCCAACACUAUGGCACGUACCGACAUCGAUGCCACUGACAACAGUGGCCAUACAAAUCCUGGCAGUCCUUCAAAUGUCUUGUCAUAUGGAUACAUCACUCCUUUGUUCAACGCAGCUUUCGGCUGAUGUAUUCUUCUGCCUUAGCCCUCACCGGGAUUCAUUGUGUUGACGAGACCAGCCCGGCAUCCCAAUUGCCUAUAUAACGACCGCUCCUCUUUACAGAUCGCAGCAUCAUACUCGUGCGCAGUCCUAGGUGCUCCUGUCAUCAAAGGAACACAAUGGUGCGACGCAUCAAUUUCUUGUUCGCAUCAAGGUUAAUAAUAUCGUAGCGGUUUGUGUCCGGUGGAUGGCUGUCGCUGACAGACAUCAUGGUCACCCCUGACGUACAUGUUUAAGGCGCUGUUGCCUGGAGGUCAUUCACAAUCAGAGACUAGAUUUACCAUCGUAGAUAUACUAUAUUUAUAGCUAUAUCUUAAAUAGAAUGACACAAUUAAACAGUGGUUUCAGCGUGUUGUAGCGGCAAAUAUCACUUCCUGUAUGUGGUUUGUAAUAAUAAGUCUGACGGCUGUAUUCGACGUGAAGUCUAACGUAAGAAAACCGUGGCUGGGACAAUUUACUAAUUUUGGGAUUUGCAUACCAUUAAAUAUGAAGCGUAAUUUAGUCCAUGUUUUUACACAAAGUGUGGUAUGGAUCGGCUCGGCUGAUAGCACUGCGGAAGAACUUAAGAUUGUCUGGAAUAUUUAUCGCCAAAAGGGGUACCCCGAUCAAUUCAAUGCUAAAUACAUGAGUGGAAGACCCCCAAAAUUCUUUACGCUGACGGCAAAAAAGUAGUAGCUUUUUGUCAGGGCACCGUUUCAAGGGGACGCGCCAAGUGAAUAGAGGUAUACAUAGAAGUCAGUCUCUGAUGACUUAGGAAGCGUAUUCGGAACAGGUAUAUUUCAGCUGAAUCAUUAGUUCAUAUUCAGCAGUUUCAUUUAAUUCAACCUAUCUACGAAUCCUGCAAACAAAAAUUAUCCCUAGACGGUUUUUUGGCUAGAUUAAAGUCGACCGUAGAGCUGUGCACUUUAGACAACUAAUCUUCCGAGUUGUUGCAUGAAAUGUAGCAAGUGCCACAUCAAUUAACCAUAACAAGGUCAUAAUUAUGCUGUGUCCAAAUUAAGUGACAAUUGACAGGAUAUAAGGACAGUCCGCCAUUUGUUUCCGAAUCAAAAAAAACUCUUUCAAAAUUAAAUCAUGAAGCAAAUAUUUUUUUACGUUAAACAUUCGAGUCAAAGUUUUAUUCUUUCAUUCAGAUGCAGUUAAAGCUGUCGAAUCGUCUAAUCACAAGUUACACUUAAUACUACUUAUUCCAGGACUAAACUAUCAUGCAUUUUAGUAUCGGCUGACAUACUUUGACAGCAUUUGUGAAAUGGGAUUUUUUAUACAUGAGUAAACAGUGGACCAUCAGUAGAGCGAUCUAGGCGUUUGAAUCCUAACAGGAAUAGAGGCUAAAUUUGGUAAGUUAAGCGCUCGCAAAAUGGUUUGUAAAAACCGUGUUAAUGUUUGCAGUGGAAAGUAAAAUCCAGUAGAACAUACUCUUGCCUUGUUUUCUAGGCAGCUUUUGCUGGUUAACUGACAUAGCGAGUUCAUCGAACCCGUGAAGUGACCUGUUGAUGUCACGAGAAGUCUUCAGUUGCAGGACCCAGUUCUUACUGCAUUGGCUAUGCAGAGUGAUGCUGUUUGAGAAGGUGAAGAUGCGAUCACUGGAACAAGAAAUUUAUUGGCCUGUUGUUUCGGUAAAUUGCGCUGGCAUCGGUCUGGUUCAGAUCAAAAGGUUUACCUACAGAGGUCAUUCAGCCAUUGAUUUAGAGUUAAUGGUAGCAUUCAGAGCCUUAUCUCCUUAGAGUUGUAUACACAUAUUGAGAAUAUUAGGCUUUUUAAUCGCUAACUAAUUAACAGACUGAAAUCUACAGGCUUAGUUGAGCACUUACGAUGUUCUUAAACCUAAAAAAACAAGGGAAGACACCCCGGACCAGAAUGCCCUAUUUUGUCUUGCAACAUCGUACAAUACCUGUUCAUUCCUCAGCGAACCACGGUAUAAUAUAAGUAAUUUCUUAUUAAAGUUUUUCAUUCUUUUCAAGAGCAUUCAUUAAACGUUCGUCGAAUACGUUAGUUACAUUGAAGAAUGAUGUUAUAUUGUCAACCAACUCGGCAGGUAUAAUUCAAGGGGUUAUCGGCAACUAAUGAUUAACUACAACAGGUUUCCUCUGUAAGUACUUUUAAAAACAUGUUUAUAUGAGGGUUUUGCCGGUCAUUAAUUGCAGAGCCUAGUUUACGACCGAUCAAGUAAAACACAUAAAGCCCUUAUUCGAUGGCCUUCUAAUGAUAUAACGCGGUUGACGCCGAUACAUGUUGAAACCAAAGAAUUAUGCUUCCGUCUAGAGCUGGCUAACGCAAAAGUUUAAUAUAAAAGUUCGUAACUAAUGGCAUAUGAAAUACGUUAGAUAAUAUCCACUUAAAGCCAUCGAAUGUAAGCAUUCCCCUCAGUUUUGCAAUGAAACAGCUUACACAUUUCGUGGAUCUUAAAUAUUUCCCAGCCGGAUGUAAAACUGGAAUUUUCGCGAUCAACAUCCCUUUCAAAGCGAUCAACGGUUGACACCAGUUAGGGAGGUUUAAAUCGUCACCAGAGAUUACUCAAUGUCCUAAUUUUCAGCUGUAAUGAAAAUUAGCAGUUGACCUUUCAACAUUCCAUCAGGCAAUCAUUUCUGCCUAUAGUCAAGGCAAAAAACAAAUACCCAUCUCAUUUGCUAAUCGAAAAACAACCUUCUGCAGACAUCCCCCUAACAAUCUGCUUAUGUAAUAAAAAGUCGAGCAUACCGUCGCAACUGCAUUAAUGCAAAGUAAAUUCCUUACACAUCGACUUAAAUUGUCUUUCAUUUAUACUGGGUAGGCAAGGACGCAUUAUGCAACCCCACUCGAGUAACAAAAGCCAGAUCAUCGUGACAUAAUGUGUCCUCAUCUCUUCAUAAUUGACGCUUCCGCGCUCUCGAAUGUCCUCUACGUCUUUCGUAAAAACAAAUUGUAAAAUCUGCGAAAACUAUCCAAGUUUUCAUUGCACUGGCAGAUGUCGUGGUACCCUUACCAUUUCUCGGAGAUCGGGUUCCUGGCACUUGCGCUCUUUUGCAAACAGCUGUAGAGCAAUCUAGCUAGAGGGCAGAAUAUGCCACCUUAAUAAGUAUCCGAAUACUUAGCUGCUCUCGCAGUUAACUUUCCUUCGUCUAGUCCCCUCCAUAAAAUUCGUAUCACACGAUGACCUUUUUAUUCUUCCUUGAGUGCUGGUUUAUCCUGUGUCCUUGCCAAUAGAAAUGGCAGCCCAUUGCUUGCCCAAUCAGGUAAAGCAAUGAUUUUGGUCUCUUUUCCUUCCGAAAGAACGUAUCAGUAUGACAUCCCAUACAAAUAACCGUCAGGUUAACACUCGAAUAUGACUGCUCAAGCAUUUUGAACGGUGAUGUCUGCACUAAGCCCCAGGACAUAGCAGCGGCGAUUAGGUGGGCGGUAUUUGUUCUCUAAAUUUCAUUAUCGGACAAACAUGCUUAUAAGUUUACUGACAAAUUGAGUUACUUAUCCUUUAUGCACGAUGACCUGGUUAUUCUUCCUUGAGUGUCGUGCUAUGCUGCGUUCUUGUCAAUGGACAUUUUAACUCAUUGCUUAUCUAAUCAGUUAAAGCCAUGCAUUAAGGCGUUUUCAUCUCAAAGAACGUAUCAAUAGGUCUCUUGGUUCACUUAUAUCCUGCCCGACCUGGCCAUCGACACGCUCGACGGCCUUCUCCGAGAAAAAUACGACGAGACCGACCAACAGCUUAAGCGAGUGCACAUCAUCGAGCUCCUAUAACUGUGUCUUAUGACUUUCUUCACAUAUAGUGGCCAAGUAUACCAGCAACAGAAGGGAACGCCAAUGGGCUCGCCUCUGUCUGGGCUAAUUGCCGAAGCGGUUUUGCAGAGUCUGUAGCGACUUGUAUUCAGCUCGUACCAUCCGAAGUUCUGGGCCAAAUAUGUUGAUGACACAUUCAUCAUAAUAAAAAAGGAACUACUUGCACGAUUUAAAGGUACAUUUGAAUCCAAUAUUUUCCGACAUACAGUUUAAUAUGGAAAAAGUGAUCGACAACCGAUUGCCCUUCCUAGACGUACAAGUCACAAAACUAGCAGACGGGAAUAUAAAGGUGACGGUCUACCGUAAGUCGACUAAGACUAGGCGCAUCCUGCACUUCAGAAGCAACCAUCCCGUCGGUCACAAACGCAGUUGUGUCAGGACCCUUCUCCAACGUGCCUAAACCCACUGCAGCGACGACGGUGACAGGAAGAAGGAGGUAGAGUACUUACGUGCCCUAUUUGAAGCCAACGGUUACCCGAACUCGCUCAUACGCAAGUGCCUCAGGAAGUCCCACUCUGGGUGGUAGAGCGAGGAGAAACCAAAUUUCUGGCUCUCAAUCCCCUAUGAGAAGAACGUUUCAGAGGCAACUUCGAGAAUUCUGAAACCUUUUGGAAUUGGUGUGGCGCAUAAGCCAGCAUCAACAAUUAGACAGCAAAUCAUGAGGCCCGAAGACCCGCUACCGGUGACAUAACAAUCAGCGGGGGUCUACAGCAUACCAUGCCAAGAUUGUGAUUCACGGUAUGUUGGUGAAACGGAAAAAGGCCUAUGCACAAGAUUGCAUGAGCACCAAUUAGCACUCAACCGUAAGGAUUAGCAGUCUUUGGUGUAUGGCCACACACUAGAGCGAAACCACAGUUUCGUCUUCGAGAAAGCGAGUGUGAUUGGCCGAGUCAGUGAUGAAAUGGCCAGACUGACGUUGGAAAGUAGAUCCUCGACUGGCACACUCAACCAAGCCAUAGACCUACAUCCCGCCUACCAGGCGCUUCGCGCAAGACACGGCCGUCGAAUGAUCCGAGUGCUAUUUCAAGAAUGGCGCUCACAGAUUCGCAAAUACCGUCAGAGGAUUGACCAAGAGAAAGCAAGGCGCUGUGAGGUCAUGGACGACGACGGCAAAAAAACUGCUUCAGCAGAGGCUGGCCGAACGAACCCGCGAACACAGAGCAACGCGCGAAGCAGCCCUAGAGAGAAAAUCUCGUAAGCUGCCUGCUCCAAUGUCAUCCAAGAAGGACAAACUUGUGGGCAACUUGACGUCAAAGGAGCUGACGGAGGAACAAAUGCGGGUUUUACGACAUGAGGCCUCAAUCAAAACGGCCGAUGCUAAACCUGCCAGCAUGAUCGCAUUAGUGGAAUCAAUCUUCAGCCAGACGGGAGCGACAGACGAAACGAAGAACCUUAUUCGACACCAAGUGUCCUCCCUUUUCUUGACUCAUAGGCCGCGCGACGUGCUUUCCAAGGUUAAGUUUCUGACCUCCUAUUCAAACACCACAGUCAGCUCGUCAACGCAAUUCUAGGAGAAACUUAAUUGAAUAAGUCUCCUUCCAAGUGAUAUCAUGGUUUCCUUUGAUGUCACGUCCCUUUUUACUUCUAUCCCGCAGGACCUAGCAGUCGAGACCAUCGAACGUCUCCGACGAGAGAUAUACGACGAGACGGAGAAUCGCCUUGGACACGUCCGAGUCAUCCAACUCCUGGAAUUCUGUCUCAAGACGUACUUUACGUUCGACGGAACAACCUACGAGCAGGUGAAGGGAACGCCAAUGAGUUCACAGAUUUCGGGACUCAUAGCCGUGGCAGUCCUACAACGGAUGGAGUCGCUGGUUUUCCGACACCACAGACCGAAAUUCUGGGCUCGGUAUGUGGAUGACGCCUUCGCCGUCAUCGAACAGCCUUUCUGUUAA
Spirometra erinaceieuropaei is the source of this 9659-nucleotide messenger RNA. The record is from the annotation of a GenBank genome assembly. NCBI's taxonomy places the organism in Eukaryota, Metazoa, Platyhelminthes, Cestoda, Diphyllobothriidea, Diphyllobothriidae.